Molecule: messenger RNA, 1074 nt
Organism: Penicillium daleae
Lineage: Eukaryota; Fungi; Ascomycota; Eurotiomycetes; Eurotiales; Aspergillaceae
Exons: 2
Coding region: 1-1074 (357 amino acids)
Source: RefSeq, a predicted model, not a curated record
AUGUCCACUGGUCAAGCCGCAACGCGGCACAAAGGCCCUCUGUCGGACACGACAAGCCAGUUAAUUAAUGCGUACCAACAAAUGCACAGGGACCUGGCCCCCCACGGUGGGAGUAGUCCACGGACCGAAAUCGACCCUGACAAGCUCAAGGUCAGUACUUUCCUUCAGCGUCAACUCCAAAUCCUCGAUUCUCUCAGAAGCUGCUCUGUUUGCGCAGAUCGAAGAAUGACAGCCACCAGCUCAGGCACAUUGACGCCGCUGCCCCUCACAACGACCUUCAAACCACCGAGCGCAUGUCUCACCGACCUCUGGGCUGCUCAUAGUGCCGGCUCGACAUGGAUGAACCUUGGCCCUCUCGAUACCGCUCGAUGUCUCCCGUCAGGAUGGUCCCCUUCGAGUACGUUCUCGCCGGGUGUCUGUCCAAGCGGCUGGAUCAUGGCCUCGAAUUUGACCACGGAAGUGUCAAAUAAGCCCGUCACGGUAGGGACCUGUUGUCCCAAAUAUUUACCCAGCGGCUGGGUCUUAUCCACACGUCCCUCAGGAGAAUCCCCGCGUCCAUGGCACACCUCUGAGAUCUGCCAGUGGUCUCCCACAACCAACUUGAAUUUCCGGUACAUGUUGCUCACCGAGGAUACCACGGAACUCAUGCACGGCACGAUGACCGCGGGUGGAGUGUGGAAUGCAUAUGGCAUCGUGGUCGAGUGGCAAUCGAGUGACCAUAUCUAUCUCGCGACAGCUACUGCGACUACUACCUCCUCAGAAAUCUCCACACAACAUGUUACAAGCACAUCAUCGGGCUUGUCAUCAAAUGCCAAGGCUGGAAUCGGAGUUGGCGUGGCGAUUGGAGCGAUAUCGAUCCUUUUGGCAUUUGGUCUUCUCAUUUGGCGUCGCCGAAAGCGCCCAAAGACCCCGCGUGGUCCCCUGAACACCGCUGAACUCGAUAGUCACUCAAACUAUGAAAUGUCCGGUACGGACAAGUUGGAGUUGGACUCAAAUCCUCUUCAUGAAGCAGGGGGAUUACCCAAGACUCAUUCUUCGACUCAAGAGCUCGUCGAGCUGGACGGGACCCAUUGA